Molecule: messenger RNA, 3056 nt
Organism: Desarmillaria tabescens
Lineage: Eukaryota; Fungi; Basidiomycota; Agaricomycetes; Agaricales; Physalacriaceae
Exons: 13
Coding region: 94-2859 (921 amino acids)
Source: RefSeq, a predicted model, not a curated record
CCACCCCUCUCGACAAGAUGAAAUAUGUGUACCCCACCCCACUCGACGGGGUGAAAUACAUGUUACGUCACUUGCCCGCCCACGCACAUCAGCAUGGCACGCAGCAUGACAUUGCUCACUGGUGAUACGUCAUUGCCCGCCCAUUGCCCGCCCUUCUGCCUCGCGCCAGGUGUAAAAAGGGCGCGCCCUCUUAUCCUCCCUUUCUUUCCUACCCCCAUGUACCCUUUCCGUCCCGAGCAGUUCGGCGAGGCACAUAUCACCAGGCAGGCGCUCAGGAACGAUGGCGCUGCGUCCGGUGCUGCACCACGGCAAGCUCCCAGCAUUCCCAAAGAGGUCGUCGCCCGCAGAGAACAACCUAGGUACCUCGACUACCGCGCCAGGAUGAUGACCUUGGACAAGGACACCGACGGCGGUCUCGCUGGCCUUCUCGAAAAAGUCAAGGAAUGGGCAGAUCAGGCACCGGGCACGGAAUCCCCGCAUCUCAGGGACAGGCGAGAACGUGUUAUGGAAAAGUACGAACUUUCCGUUCUCGCUGUAUGCCCAACUAUGAGCGUCAACGACUUGUGGCUCGACACCACCAUUCACAAAUAUACAACCAUGUUCCUUCAUCUCGUCGUCCAAUGUACCCGCGGACGCAAGAGUGAACGAAUCAAAGCUACCACACUUCUGCAUACCGGCCGCAUGUUCGCUUAUUGCAUAGCAAAGUACUGUCGAAACAAGGACGGCGAGGCUACCGGUAUGAAAGAGCUUUGCCAAGGUGGCCUCUUUCGACUCAUUGAAAAUUACGAUGCAUUCCUCAUCGAAAAGUACGACCUACCUAGGUUCAGCACAGAAAGACCCCGCUUUGGAAAAUUGGAAAUCCUUUUGCUCAUCCGCGAAGCCCUCAAAAAUACCGAAACAUAUGGCCCUUGCCGCGUCGUUGCUAUCCAGCGUAUCAUAAUCUGUCUCAUCUCUUUCUUCACCGGCGUGCGACCAUCAACACUCGGCCCUUCACACAAGCUCUAUAAAACUCAGGGAAAGUAUAUGCGCCUGGAAGACGUUCGCAUCUUCACUACGGGAAAGCCCCUUCAGUUUAGAGUCAUUCUUCGCACAAAUGCCUACAAGGGUCACAACGGCACCGUCGGUCAGGAACGCCGCAUCGUUCUAAACCCAGUGCAAAACUGGUACAAUCUCGCGUUUGACGUUUCAUUUUAUAUCGUCAUGCAUCUCUAUUCUCGACAUGCACUCAAAGGUGUCAAGGACUUUGAUACCCUCCGUCAUUUCAAAGGCAGCGAAAUUCCAAUAGAGGACACCAUGAAGCGUCGUCCGUUUUUGCUCGCUAUGGAUCCAGGGGGAAGGAACUUGAUAGAGGACGAACCUAUAAUGGCUACAGCCGUCUCCUCCAGUUACCGGACACUCUGCCGCAACGCAUGUCUGCCUUCUUGCGGGACUUAUUCUACCCGUCGUGGGGUUGCUGAUUAUUACAACACGGCAAUGGGAAAGUCUGCCGCAGAAAUUGUGCUGGGGCAUUUCCAAUCUGGUUGCCUCAGCAGCUAUGUUCGAGGCAUUGAAGGCAUAGACAUGGUGGGACAUGCUUUAGAAGAACUUCCUGAAGCCCUUUCACCGAAUGUCAAGCACGCACUUGAACUACACUCGAUCCAUUCUGUCGCCGUUACUGCAAUAGUCGUCCUCUUCCAAUCCGAACAACACAGUCCCCUUCAGAAUGAAAGCGAACCCGAACCCAAAUCAAAAACCGGCAAUGAAAUCACCAACCAGAUUACGCUUACCGAAGCUCAGAUGCUCGAGAUAGAGACCUCUCCCGAGAUGUGCGAGCUUGCAGACGCAGCAGCCAAAGCCCUCGACGCGUUCAAAUCCUUGUACGAAAACACCAAAUCACAACACUCGGCAGGCGCAAAAUACGACACUAUUGGACAAUUGCACAACUUUAUCAAAGCCUCGGAUCUUCGACAGGGCGUGGACAAGGAAACAGUAGACAAGCUGCUGAAAGAAGCAAAAGAUACCGCAGGGGCCCUUCGCAAAAAGAGGCAACAGCUACGGAAGAACACCCUCAGCGCUGUCAGACGAUCAAGGGAAGAAAAUAUCGCAACCGUUGAACCCGGUACAUUCGACGAACGAGCCAAGGCUCUCCAAAUGCUACGAAGCCAAGAUAUUCUCGCUCUUGGCCCUUCUGCUACAGCCUCAGAUAUACGAUCCAGAAUCCUUCAGCUCCGUGACGAACAGCUCAAAGAAAUGAAAACUUUACCCGAAAAAGAGCGCCUUGCACGUCUGGCCUCGCAGGAGGAGGAGGAGGAAGGUGACGAGGGCGACGAAGAAGUACAAAAGGACCCACGUCUCAAAAACAUUCUCUCGGUGAUCCAUGCAAAAUCCACCGCUGCUGCCAAACGUAACGCCGCUCCUUCCGAUGAUGAUGAUGACAACGAACAAACAGUAUCUUCGACCAUCGACGAUGUCCCGUUUGAAGAAUGUGAUCCUUCUCAACCGUCGCGUAAACGUCACUCAAAGUCCUCGCAACCACCACUUCGACUAGUCGUCAGGGAUCUCUCCUACCAGGAGCACGAUGAGACCGUGCCUGAUGAUAUCAUUCCUUGCGAUGAUGAACAAGUUCGCGUCGCCCUCUGGAACAUGCUCAUGGCACCCGUCGUGGUUUCUCAGGAGAUAGACAAGAUGGCCGCUACAAGGAACAAAAAAGUCAAGGGGAAACCCAAGGAAAAAGAUACAUACAUAUGCGAGCAGUGCCUUUUAUUCAAACAUGAUUCUGUACGCUCCGAACGACUCUGGAGAAGGGACCAUCUUCAGCGCCAUUUAAUGGGACAAUCUCGAGCUGGAGAUGAUCUCCGGCAGAGGUUACACCACUUUUAAAUGUCCAUCCAAGGCUUGCCAUUUCAAGUCCUCAUCAAUUCGCAAUGUUCGCAAGCAUUGCGUCAGCGAAAAUUGUCCCGACGGCGCAAGAUACAAUGACAUGAAAGUCCAACAUUCUAUUCGCGAAAAGUUCAUGUCAAACGACAACAUCCAGAAACCCCACCUCAAAUUGAAAUGCGUUCUGCUGAUUAAACCUU